Paramecium tetraurelia is the source of this 1029-nucleotide messenger RNA. RefSeq lists its product as uncharacterized. The transcript has 3 exons. The record is from RefSeq and is a predicted model, not a curated record. NCBI's taxonomy places the organism in Eukaryota, Ciliophora, Oligohymenophorea, Peniculida, Parameciidae.
AUGAGCUUCCAUAAACUUAUGUUAGACAGACCUCAUUAUACGGCUAAAAAAAUAUUAGAUCCUCUCUUUGGUUAAGCUAAAAAAGAAGUUAUUGUUUAAUCUCCAAUUACUCAUAGAACAAUCAACUUUUAAAGACAUUAAAAUGUUGUUGAAGUAGAGAGAAGGACUUAGCAUAUAAGAAAUGAUUCCAAUCAGUCUCAAUCGAUUAAUCUGAAAAAAUUGAGAGUUUAAGAAGCCUACAAUACAUUAUCAGAUUUUAAUGAUAAAAAAUAAAUCAUUGCAUCAUUAAAAACCUUGAACUCUGCAGAUGAGAGAAUACAAUUAAUUGAUAAAAUUUUAGAAAGAAAGGAUGAAAUGAUGAUAGCUUAAUUAAAAUUAAAAGCAGCAAAGUUAGAGCCCAUAUUCAACGUGAUCCGCAGAAAAUUAAAAUAGUAACGACAAGUGAGUGCUACUCCCAAAUAAUCAAAGAAAGGAACUAUUAUAGUACGUCAAAAGACUUCAGAUGAAUUGCCCAAAUAAUCAUAGGACUGUAGUAGAGAAAUCAAAGAAGAAAAAUAAAUAAAGACUUUAGAAACUGAAACUUUGGCUGAAAAUAAAAUAAUGGAAAAAAUUUAAUCUAAAUUUACUGCUGGAGUUGCUUUUUCAUGGUUAGCUAAUCGUCAUGAAAAUAAACAGAUUUAAACUGAAAAUGAAGUAAGCGAGAGAUAAUUUCUAAGAAGAUCUACAGCUCUGUAAUUUGGGAAAAACACUCUUAGUAGAUUAAAAUAAUAGGUCUCAAAAAAGGUUAGUGAAAACUCAGAUUAAUUGAUAAGACAAGGAUUUUUGAAACUCGAAUAAAAAAGAGAAAAAAACAAUUAUAAAAAUAUUUAAGCCAAAGUUAAUUCAGGAAUAGUCAAACCUCAAAUUAAUCCUAUUCAAAAGGUUAAUACAAUUAAAAGAUAAGACACUUUAGGAUUUGUAACAUCCGAGAGAAAAGAAAUAUCAACAUUUGGAUUAGCACUGGCUGGCAAUCAAUAAACUCUAUUUUGA